This is a messenger RNA of Monopterus albus (swamp eel), 4516 nucleotides long. It is a transcript of the gene socs5b, whose product is annotated as suppressor of cytokine signaling 5b. The transcript has a single exon. Gene Ontology annotation, molecular function: 1-phosphatidylinositol-3-kinase regulator activity. Lineage: Eukaryota; Metazoa; Chordata; Actinopteri; Synbranchiformes; Synbranchidae. Gene Ontology annotation, cellular component: phosphatidylinositol 3-kinase complex. Gene Ontology annotation, biological process: phosphatidylinositol phosphate biosynthetic process; intracellular signal transduction. The coding region runs from base 83 to 1573 and encodes 496 amino acids. The record is from RefSeq and is a predicted model, not a curated record.
GGAUCUCGGCCAAGGAGGCAGCUCAGAUGAGGUGCAGGCAUCAGGAGCCUCCAGCCCAUCAAGGAGCCUCCUACCAGUGCCAAUGGCAACAGCUGGAUGCCGCCAUCACAACUGUGUGUCAUAUAUCCCCCAAAUAGUAGAGAUCACUAUUGACAAAGACACUGAGGAUGUACGAGGAGGAUCAGAGGGUGUUCCCCUGGCCCGGAGAGACUCCUAUUCCCGCCACGCGCCAUGGGGGGGCAAGAAAAAACAUUCAUGUUCCACUAAAACACACAGCUCUUUGGAGGGAGACAGGCGGUCUGGGCGAUUACGGGGUAGUGGUAACCCUAUGGACAGGCAUUAUGGAGUCAGCUCCAUCCAGGAGAUGACUGAGUCUGUAUCUGGAGGACACAGUCUGAAUGCCCGUUCUUUGCGCCAGCAACUAAGUGAUACAGUAGGACUGUGCUUACCCCUGCCCUCUCGCAGACGCUCCUGCUCAUCCAAGAACCCUGUCACUUCCAAACGUAAGAUUCACCUGACAGAGCUCAUGCUGGAGACUUGCCCCUUUCCACCAGGCUCAGACCUUGCUCACAAGUGGCACUUGAUCAAGCAGCACACAGCACCAGUCAGCCCGCAUUCCUCCACUGCCCUGCUGGAUAUCUUUGACCCAGCCCACCCCUCGCCUGAGGAUGAAGAGGAGCGUCUCCGUGAGCGCCGCAGACUUAGCAUUGAGGAAGGUGUGGAUCCCCCACCUAAUGCACAGAUCCACACCCUGGAGGCCUCCGUGCCAGGCUCCUCUCUCUACAAACUGGGACCAAAGAUGGCUCCUGGCAUGGGAGAGGCCUCUGGGGAUGGAAGGGUGUCAGGGACUGUCAGCUUUGUGGGUGCUGGAUCAUCAGGGGCCUGUGGGCAGGUGUUGGGGGCUUCAGCAUCAGCCCAGGAUCAUGACUCUGAGGAGGACUCAACCACCCUGUGUCUGCAGGCCAGGAGGCCCAAGCAGAGGCAUGCCUCUGGAGAAAGCCAUCUAAAUCGGCAGCAGCCUGGGCCCUGGAAGGUUCAUACCCAGAUAGACUACAUCCACUGCCUGGUUCCAGACCUACUACAGAUCACAGCUCUACCCUGCUACUGGGGUGUGAUGGACCGCUACGAGGCUGAGGCGCUGCUGGAUGGACGGCCAGAGGGCACCUUCCUGCUCCGUGACUCAGCCCAGGAGGACUACCUCUUCUCUGUCAGCUUCCGCCGUUACAACCGCUCCCUGCACGCCCGCAUCGAGCAGUGGAAUCACAACUUCAGCUUCGAUGCUCAUGACCCUUGUGUUUUCCACUCUUCAACUGUAACAGGACUGCUGGAGCACUACAAGGACCCCAGCGCCUGUAUGUUUUUUGAACCGCUGCUUACAGCACCCCUCCAUCGAACCUUUCCUUUUGGCCUGCAGCACCUGGCACGAGCUGCCAUAUGCCGCUGGAGCACUUAUGAUGGUAUAGGCUCUCUGCCGCUACCUCCUGCCCUGCAGGACUUCCUCAAGGAGUAUCACUAUAAACAGAAAGUACGAGUUCGCUGGCUAGAGAGGGAACCGCCACUCAAGGUCAAAUAGGGCAGCCUUCUCCAUUGCCUGUUGACAGACUUCAGUGGGAUUACAGAACUUGAGAAAUUCCUCAUUAGCCAAUUAGAGGCUAGACUGACAUAGCUAUCUGAUGGAAUUUACAUGUAACAAGCUAUACAAGAUUCAUUCUAAUCUUUGUUAUAGUUACUUGCAUCACAGGAAAUACAUAUGAUUAUAUUCAGUAUAAUGCUGUCUGGCAAGCAUGUUUUUGUGUUGAACAGGUUGUUAUGUUAAGGUGGAAAGGCACAAAUAUCACUGCUUUGUGUCUUUUCUUUCCUGCUUUGUGCUAAAUGUCUGCCUGAUCCCACAACAUCACCCUGCCUGUAGACCUGCCUGCACUCUUCUCCCAUUCAACCCAAAUUGCUGUUAAGGCCCAUAUGGCUAUGUUGUACAGUUCACUUUGUGCUUCCUUUAUUUUAUUUUCUUCCUUAGCUCAUCAAAGCACCUAGUGGAGCACCUCCCUGGUAUAUUGCAUUCAGAGUUUGACCCAUGGAAAGAGCCACAUAAUGCACAUUUUGCCAUCUCUUUACAGGCAUGAGCCUCAGCUGAGACAGGGACAGAUUCUGAGACGGUCCAUAGAGUUGAGGACUUCACAUCCUGGAAAUGAAGUGCCAGCCUGGUGUCUUUAAAGGAAUAGUGUUAUUGCCUUGUAGUGUUUAGUUCACCAGGCACUUGAAACAUUGAUCAGCUUUGCACUCUGGCUAUGAUAAGGAAUGCUAAGUCUUUUCUGAGGAAUUGACAAGCGGUAAUUGAUUUAAUCUGCUCAUACUACUGUUUGAAUGGGAAUGGACUGUUUUAAGUGAGACCCCAUAUAGUAAAAGAUCAUAAAUGGGGAAGACAGCAGACCUUGCACAAUACUUUUGUGACAGUUUAUUCUUGACAAUUUGGACUCCCACGAUUAGAUAGUGCCACCCAUUUCCUCCUAAAUUUAUAUUUAAUUUAAAACCAUGUUAAAAUGUGUUGAGCAGUUUUAUUUAAUGUCCCCAACAAGAAUCAUGUCAUGUAGCCUUUUCAUUGGAUUUGAUGCCCCUCAUGUUUCCACUUAUCACAACCCCAACACAGCACUGAGGGCAGGCAACAAACUCUUAAGAUGUUGGCAUAUUUUCGAGAGCUUUAGUUACAUGAUGGGAGUGACGUACCGAGUGGCUCAGGACAAAGGUGCUGCUGUCUGCCUGAUCAUUUCUGUUCUUUUCUCAGCAUGAAGAGAAAAUAGUGUAACCUGUGUGCCUUUUUAGGGAAUCAUCUUGUUCCACAACCAGUUGCUUUGUAGUCCAAACCUGAAGCAGGAGAUGUUUCAGCAUGGUGCACUGAGAUGUCAUCAAAUGAGACUGAACAGAAUUAUACUAAAAAGGUGCAUGAGCUCCAAGCUCACUGUCUAUGGUGCACAUUGUUUUUGUAACAGGAAAAAACCCUACUGGUGCUACGUCGGUUGAGCUACGACAAGUUAUUGAAAUAAGUUAUACAUAAGUUGCGUCUGUUCUCACUCACUAAUGCAUGCAUUAGUCUUUUGUUAUAAUAUGGCUUGUACAGUAGAAUUAGGUUGUUGGUGUGUCCAAUGCCAGCCCUACUGUAGCAGAUUUCAGAUUUCCAUGUUUGACCAGCCCUCACAUGUAGAUUCUAUAGCAGCAUGCAACUUGACAAACAAAUCCUAAUGACAGCAUGACAGUUAACUCUUCACUGUGAGUGUUUUAGUCAGACUAAUCAACCAUCUGAUGCCCAAGUUAGCCAUCAGUUUGUUCUAGCUCUCAAUUAGCAGUACUGUAAAUCAAUAUUACCUGGGUUUUUUUUUAAAGUAAUUAAAUGAAAUGCACACAUGUGACUGGCAGGAUGGGUAGCUGCACGCAGAGAAAGUCCCUUAACGUGUUUAGAGAACGUUUUCCUAACGUACAUACGGUUAACUGGAAAGUAUGCAGACAAAGAUCCUGUUGGUAAAAAUCACAUUUUAAGGCUGAAACACACAUGGAAUCAUGAUCACUGGAAAGGUUAAGAUGUAAAGUUUUCAAACUAGUUCAUAAUUUAAUCUGUGUGUGCACUGGUCUAUCAGCCUGCACAUACACUAAAUGUUAUUUUAGUUCUCAUCCCUAAGGAUGAGUCGUGUACAUUUUGUUGCCCAGGAACGGAUGAGUCUCCGACAGCAGCUCUUUGCACACAGCUAUUAACUACAGGACUAAUGUGUGGUAUUAAAAUAAGCUUAAUUAUAUUUCAGCUUUAUAAACAUGAAAGCUAGUCCUGUACUAGGUGCAUACAACAGUAUGUACUGUCAGGCUGCUCUGUGUUAAAAGAUAUUCAUGAUGGAGAACCUGGCCAUGUCAAGCUUACAUGUACACCCUCAAACUCAAUACUGAAUGCCUUCCCUCUGCUGAACAGUUCUCCUGCACUACAAAACAUUUUUAUGUAGGUAGGUGAUAAAAGGUUAAUUUUUCUCAUAUGUCACCUACCAAAUUUUACUUUCUUUAUUGUAUUGUGGAUAGACAUUUUGUUAACAAUGAAAGUCCAAAACCUGUUCCACUGCCCUACACUUUGCUGUCAUAGGCAUGUGUAGUGCCUGUGAAUCCUCUGUGUUCACUUGGCAGGAGUGACUAUUAGGUCAACAGACAUGAGGCUGACAUUUGCAUUGCUUGCAUACGUACUUUUAUGUUUCAGGAUUUUUAGCAGCCGCACCGUCAAAUAGAAAUACAUUCAGAGGUGUUCCUAGUAUUCUGACUGAAAAAACUUAGAAAAAAUCAACUUGACUAGAUUUCUAGUCUAGAUUUUCAGUUGAUUUUUUUCAGUUUACUAUGACCUGGAUGACUGAGAAUCUGCACGGACAUCUAAUAUUCUGACCCUCUCAUGUAUGUAACCAGGUAGGACAAAAAUAGAGACACAUCUGAAUAUAAUGUAGUUCAGUACAUCUUUAAAUAUGACCUCAAUAAUAAACAUAAUCGAAUUUAUUGU